CUCCACGUCUGGCACUCGUCUUAGGAGAUGGCAGCUCAAAAAAUAAACGAAGGCCUGGAACACAUUGCCAAAGCAGAGAAAUACUUGAAAACUGGUUUUUUAAAAUGGAAGCCAGAUUACGACAGUGCUGCUUCUGAAUAUGGAAAAGCAGCUGUUGCUUUUAAAAACGCCAAGCAGUUUGAGCAAGCAAAAGAUGCCUGCCUGAGAGAAGCUGUUGCACAUGAGAAUAACAGGGCUCUUUUUCAUGCUGCCAAAGCUUAUGAGCAAGCUGGCAUGAUGUUGAAGGAGAUGCAUAAACUACCAGAGGCUGUUCAGCUGAUCGAGAAAGCUAGCAUGAUGUACUUGGAAAAUGGCACCCCAGACACAGCAGCCAUGGCUUUAGAACGAGCUGGGAAGCUUAUAGAAAACGUGGAUCCAGAAAAGGCUGUACAGUUAUAUCAACAGACAGCGAAUGUGUUUGAAAAUGAGGAACGCUUACGACAGGCAGUUGAAUUACUAGGGAAAGUCUCAAGAUUGCUAGUACGAGGACGCAGGUUUGAUGAGGCAGCACACUCUAUUCAGAAAGAAAAAAAUAUUUACAAGGAAAUAGAAAAUUAUCCAACAUGCUAUAAGAAAACAAUUGCUCAAGUUCUAGUUCAUCUACAUAGAAAUGACUAUGUGGCUGCUGAAAGAUGUGUCAGAGAAAGCUAUAGCAUACCAGGGUUCAAUGGAAGUGAAGACUGUGCUGCACUAGACCAGUUGCUUGAAGGAUAUGACCAGCAAGACCAAGAUCAAGUGUCAGAGGUCUGCAACUCUCCACUUUUCAAGUAUAUGGAUAAUGAUUAUGCUAAGCUGGGCCUAAGUUUGGUGGUUCCAGGAGGGGGAAUAAAGAAGAAACCACCAGCAGCAUCACAGGCCAAGCCUGAUAGCACCACAGCUACAACUGCUGAGGAGGAGGAAGAUGAAUACUCAGGAGGACUAUGCUAGCACUUCACUCUGCAGAAAAGGAGGAAAAAGAAAAAAGAAAUUCUCAGAUGCCAUUUUAUGGAGUUGGAACUUUGGGUAUUCCAUGCAUCAUUACAGUUGUUUUUUGAAUGCUAACUUGAACUAUAAUUUUUAGCUAUCAUUUCCCUGAAUCA
This is a messenger RNA of Chrysochloris asiatica (Cape golden mole), 1118 nucleotides long. It is a transcript of the gene NAPG, whose product is annotated as N-ethylmaleimide-sensitive factor attachment protein, gamma. Lineage: Eukaryota; Metazoa; Chordata; Mammalia; Afrosoricida; Chrysochloridae. The transcript is spliced from 12 exons. Gene Ontology annotation, cellular component: SNARE complex; vacuolar membrane. Gene Ontology annotation, molecular function: soluble NSF attachment protein activity; syntaxin binding. Gene Ontology annotation, biological process: intracellular protein transport. The coding region runs from base 28 to 966 and encodes 312 amino acids. The record is from RefSeq and is a predicted model, not a curated record.